UGGAUUGGCCGGCGAUUGUUUUAAAACCUUUAAAUAAAAAUCUUUUACGACGCAAAUAUGAGUUUUUCACAACCGAAAACUACCAUCGACGAAGGAGAUACCGUUAUAUUAUAUCUUACAGUGACAAAUGUGUACGCAAUUGAAGCAGUUCCGCAAAUUAAAAACAAAAAAGGCGAACUAAUAGACAAUGUGUUCCAGACAAAUUUCGGUGCCUUGAAAGUGAAGGACAUUAUCGGCGUACCGUAUGGUUCGAAGGUUGAUCUUACCAAGGGUUGGGCUCACGUCUUGCAGCCAAAUCCGGAACUGUGGACACAAACGCUGCCGCAUCGAACGCAAAUUUUGUACACUCCAGAUAUCAGCAUGAUUUUGUAUCAGCUGGAAAUCAAACCCGGUAGUGUUGUGGUAGAGUCAGGAACCGGAUCCGGUUCGCUAUCGCACUAUUUUCUGCGUGCAAUUCGGCCACACGGCUUUUUGUAUACGUUCGAUUUCCACGAAGAGCGAGUUCAAAAAGCGCAAGACGAGUUCCAGUCUCACGGAUUGGGCGACUUUGUGAAGGUCACACAUCGAGAUGUUUGUGAAAAUGGUUUCGGUGAGGAGCUGAACGGAAAGGCGGACGCGGUUUUUCUGGACCUGCCGGCUCCUCAGCUUGCCAUACCACACGCUGUCAAAGCGCUGAAGGAGCAAGGUGGUCGACUAUGUUCAUUUUCCCCGUGCAUCGAGCAAUCUGGACGCGUUUGUGAAGCGCUGGAGCAGCACGGGUUUGUCGAUAUAGUCAAUCUGGAAGUGCUGCAGCUUGAGGAAGUUGUCAGAGUGAAAAACGUUCCUGUCAUGGAUUUGGAGUUCGUAAAACAUAAGAAAACAGAGUCGGACAAAGAAACAAAAACGCCGAAGGAAAUGAAAAAAUAUAUCACUUCAAGUGCUCCGAAUAGUAUCGCUGGGCAUACAGGCUAUUUAACAGUCGCUGAAUUACCACCAAUUUUUGCUCGGUAACACGGGCUUACAAUGACUAUUAAGUUUUGUAAAACAAAAACUCGCAAAUAUGCAAUUAUAAUAACAAGACUUUACUU
This is a messenger RNA of Sabethes cyaneus, 1067 nucleotides long. It is a transcript of the gene Trmt61, whose product is annotated as tRNA (adenine(58)-N(1))-methyltransferase catalytic subunit TRMT61A. The record is from RefSeq and is a predicted model, not a curated record. Bases 58 to 990 code for a protein of 310 amino acids. Gene Ontology annotation, biological process: tRNA methylation. Gene Ontology annotation, cellular component: nucleus; tRNA (m1A) methyltransferase complex. Lineage: Eukaryota; Metazoa; Arthropoda; Insecta; Diptera; Culicidae. The transcript has 4 exons.